Messenger RNA from Cryptomeria japonica (Japanese cedar), 599 nucleotides. Its product is annotated as 36.4 kDa proline-rich protein-like. NCBI's taxonomy places the organism in Eukaryota, Viridiplantae, Streptophyta, Pinopsida, Cupressales, Cupressaceae. The transcript has a single exon. Bases 46 to 420 code for a protein of 124 amino acids. The record is from RefSeq and is a predicted model, not a curated record.
UUACUAUAUAGCAUUGGUUUCAGAGGGGCUGCUAAGGGAAGCACAAUGAAGAAAGCUGUAGCAGUGCUACUUAUUGUUAUGAUUGAGGUGGCAACCAGCAUGCCAGUGUUAAUGGCGUGGAAUCCUGUUCCUCAACCUCCUCCAGCUCCAGUUCCAGCAAAAUGCCCACUUGAUGCUCUGGAGCUGGGGGCCUGUGUUGAAGUGCUUAGUGGCCUUGUGCACAUAGGCAUUGGAGACCCAAUUGUAAACCAGUGCUGCCCAGUGAUUGAAGGAGUUUUGGCAUUGGAGGCAGCCCUGUGUUUGUGUACAGCAAUCAGGGCUAGGCUCCUCAACCUCAAUAUACUUGUUCCACUAGCACUGCAGCUUAUUGCUUCUUGUGGAAUGACUCCUCCUCCCGGCUUCACAUGCCCUGCUUCUUAGUGUCUGAACUAUUCAAUGAUUUCCUCUAUAAGUGCUACUUAUUAUAACUAUGUUUGAGUAAAUAAGCAGAAGUUAAUGGCUGUUGCCUACAUCUGCCACAGAAUGUUGACUUCAUAUAGCGGAGAUCAGUCCCUGCUUUCCAUCUUAAUCUGAAGUUAGCUGGAUAAAUAAUAUAUAUG